Messenger RNA from Elaeis guineensis (African oil palm), 1364 nucleotides. Lineage: Eukaryota; Viridiplantae; Streptophyta; Magnoliopsida; Arecales; Arecaceae. The record is from RefSeq and is a predicted model, not a curated record.
AAAAUUUCCGCUAGAAAGAGAAUAAAUAUUUAGUUUCCAUACGCAUAGCAUACAGAUCUCACUGUAUCACUCGCGUGCUCUCUCUCUCUUAUUUGCAGCCGUUGCCUUUUCCUCCACCUCCAACGUUAUCACCUCUCACUGUAUAAAUACCACCCUACUCUCUCGAGCACCCACGCUUUCUUCACCUUCUGUUUCCCUCUGAAGGAGUGAUGGGAGAAGCCGUGGAGGAUGUCUAUGAUGCCAAUGGCUACGAUAGCCAUCAAGCCAAGGAGGGUGUAGAUGAAUGCAAAUGGUAUGAGGAGGAGAUCGACGAUGAUCUCAAAUUUUCUUAUGCUUUGAAUAGCGUGCUGCAUAGAGGGACCAGCAAGUACCAAGACAUAGCUCUUCUUGACACAAAGCAUUUUGGAAAGGCGUUGGUGAUCGAUGGGAAGAUGCAGAGCACCGAGAUGGAUGAGUUCAUCUACCAUGAAUGCUUGAUACACCCAGCCCUUCUCUGCCACCCCAAUCCUAAGACGGUAUUUAUAAUGGGAGGUGGAGAAGGGUCUGCUGCAAGAGAAGUCCUCAAGCAGGAGGUUGUGGACUUUUGUCGGAUGUAUUUGGUUGCCAACCAAGAAGCUUUCGCUAGUGACAAGCUCUAUCUCAUCAUCAACGAUGCCAAGGUGGAGCUGGACAAGAGAGAGGAGAAAUAUGAUGUAAUAGUGGGAGAUUUGGCUGACCCUGUGGAAGGAGGACCAUGCUAUCAGCUCUACACUAAAUCAUUCUAUGAACAAGUGCUCAAGCCCAAGCUGCAUCAUGAUGGCAUCUUUGUCACCCAAGCUGGACCAGCUGGUGUUCUAACACAUAAGGAGGUCUUUUCAUCUAUAUACAACACCCUUAAGCAUGUUUUUAAAUAUGUGCUUGCAUACACAGCUCAUGUGCCUUCCUUUGCAGAUACAUGGGGAUGGGUUAUGGCAUCUGAUCAACCAUUUACUCUUAAUGCUCAACAAAUUGAUGAGAGGAUCAACGAGAGAAUUACCGGAGAGCUGCUGUACUUAAAUGGCAAGUUCCUCAUAUCUGCAACCACUAUGAACAAGAGUGUUUACCAAUCAUUGUUGAAUGAAACACAUGUGUACACAGAGGAAAAUGCAAGAUUUAUACAUGGACAUGGGAGGGCAUGUUGUGCUUAGGACUCUUCAUUCAAGGGACAAAUGGAUAUGGAGUUUUAAAUGAACAAUACUUGGGGCAAAGAGAGCAAGAAUCUUAUGAAGAAGUUUGGGUGUUAGCAUUCUUUGCUUCUUUUAUACCCAAAAAAAAUAAUUGUGUUGACCACGACUCAUCUGAUGAAAUAAAAAGUAAAUUCUAAUAAAUUGUAUGAUAUUUAGUUA